This is a messenger RNA of Macaca mulatta (Rhesus monkey), 2799 nucleotides long. Lineage: Eukaryota; Metazoa; Chordata; Mammalia; Primates; Cercopithecidae. The record is from RefSeq and is a predicted model, not a curated record.
UCACAUCCUGUGUAAUCAUAAAUACUGCUCUGAGAAAGGGACAGGAAGUCUCAGAGGCUGGAGAGCCGACCACCAAGAUCGUUCUGGCAGGAACAGCCAGUGGGAGGUUCCAGCUGAGCGCUCCCCAGAGGGGAGCUGACGCACCAGCCACAGCACACAGGACCAGGCUGCGAGAAUAGCAUCAUCAGCAUCAUGCUAUUACAAUCCCAAACCAUGGGGAUUUUUGACAGCUUUACACCAAAGGGCAUCACUAUCCCUCAAAGAGAGAAACCUGGACACAAGUACCAAAAAGAAGAUUACCUUCAGAGCGGGCUGCCAACAGAAGCCACCGUUCUUGGGACUGUCCAGAUCCUGUGUUGCCUGAUGAUUUCAAGUUUGGGGGCCAUCUUGGUUUUUGCUCCCUACCCCUCCCACUUCAGUCCAGCAAUUUCCACCACUCUGAUGUCUGGGUACCCAUUUUUAGGAGCUCUGUGUUUUGGUAUUACUGGAUCCCUCUCAAUUAUCUCUGGAAAACAAUCAACUAAGCCCUUUGACCUGAGCAGCCUGACCUCAAAUGCAGUGAGUUCCGUUACUGCAGGGGCAGGCCUCUUCCUCCUUGCUGACAGCGUGGUAGCUCUGAGGACUGCCUCUCAACAUUGUGGCUCAGAAACGGAUUAUCUAUCCUCAUUGCCUUAUUCGGAGUACUAUUAUCCAAUAUAUGAAAUCAAAGAUUGUCUCCUGACCAGUGUCAGUUUAACAGUGAGUAGUUUCAGAUUGAACAUUCUGUCAUGUGAAAUCUCUGUGUCUCCCCUUUGCAUAAUCUCUGCUUUUCUGGCAGUCUCUGGUCCUGUCAGUCUGAAUGCCUGGAGACAGACAGAAAUAAACAAAAACCUGUGGUUAGAAGAGGCCUGUCUGCCGACUGCGUGGUGUGGGGGAUGUACUAUAUAAAGUCCAAAGAGGAAAUCAAGAAGGACAGUAGGGAGUCCGUCCCUCCACUGUCUUUCUUAUCACAAACAUUCCAACCUCAAUGGGUUUAACUCUUAAAGUACAUCCUUUGUUGAACAGGCUUCUCCCUACUCAUCACAGGCAGAAAUAGUCUUCAUUUGAAUUAUAUUUGAAUUUGGGAUUAUCUCUUUUGGAUUCUUUUCCAGGGGUUGGAUGCCCCUACCCCUUAAAGAUGCUUGUCUUCUGAUCAUCAGUGAAUUGAGGACUAGGAGAGGCUGUAUGGUGUUUAAUCUAAUCUUCAAAUGCAAGCCUGUAUGCUACAUUAUGUUAGGCACAGAACUUGAACCUUAAGUCCAAAUACAUAGUUAUUUUGUACUUUGGUCCAACAGGGCUGACAGAGAGUGGUGGGAAGGGAGACAGCCUAUCACAGAUUUGACUUCUAGAAAAAAUGUCAACCUUUCUGGGCAGCAUUUUGUUGGCACCUUUCUCCCAAACUUGAUGAUCACUUCCUGUUCGUGGUGACAAGCCUUGCUUGUUCAAUCCUAUAAAUAUAGGAUCAUGGUGUUAAAACCAUAAACCAGUGGCCUUUUAAGAAGAAAGAGUUCUUCCUCUAUGAAUCCUCCUAGUAGGAGCACAGGGAGCCCAAGGCAGUAUCUCUCAUUCCCUUGGAUCCAUCUGUUUCACAAACCUCAUAAAAUGUGUGCAAGCUUUUGCACUCCUGUGGGUCUGCUCAUGUGAUGCAGAGAUUGUCAAAAGCAACCCUUUUGGUUCAGGAGCUUGAGGAAGUAGAAGAGCACAGAGACCCGUCUGGAGGAAACCUGGUAGAUAGUGUCAUCCUGGUGCAGGACAGACAUCUGGUAAAGCAAUGGGGGUGGGAGAGGCAUAUUGGGGGUUUAAUUUAAAGAAAAUGAAUUUCAUUACUUCAAACUGCCUCCCAUUCUGAGACAACUGGAGUCCAAAAGACCUUCCCACAAUAUCAGAGAAGAUGCAACAUAGCCGACUAAGCCGACUCUAAAGGCCUACUCUUUGUUAAUUAACACAGCAAUUACCUGAACAAAAGUAACGAAAUUUUAAAAAUUAAAAAAUAUACAGCCAAGGUUGGAAGAAGAAGGGAGGGCAGAAGGAAAAACAAAUCAAAGAAGAAAGAUGUCUUAGGUUCCAGAAGCUAAGAAGGAUCCUAAAGCCAAAUCAUCAAACAAGAGCUGAGGCCAAAAAACACAAGGAAGUCUGGAUAGGAAUAUUGGUGUUAGAGGCUAGGCUCACACAGUUUUAACAUCCAUGACAAGAUCUGGCAUUGGGCAGGACCAUAGAGCUCAUUUUGAGUACCAUGCAAAAAUGUUGAAAGCUGAAACUGAGUAUUUACUCAAUUUGUGAAAAUAAUAUGAAGAAAAUUCUGCCCAACAUCCCAAGAAGUUUCAAGAAAACCUUCCAUCAGCUCACUAAGCUUUGUGGAAGUGUGCCAUCCGAAUUCAUAAUUACAUGUAAAAUAGGGGAACCUCAAAUAAAGGGAUUAAGUUAAAAACUGCUACAAGAUAUGUGAAACUUCUCAGGUUCUCGCAGAAUCAAAUCUAAAACUACUAUCGAAGGAGAUGUCCAUAAACCUAACUUAUAAGAUGCCUCCCUAUCAAAGAACCCUACCACUACCACCAUCUACACACUGCAGUUAUCUAAUAACCAAAAUAUUAUGAGAAACAUAACAACAACACGAAAAAACGAGAAGCGGCAGCAAAUGGGGAAACAUGAAAGUCAGAAGCUCAAGAACUGUAGAUAAUAUAAUAAUUUGAAAACGGCUAUUAUGAAAAUACGUUUUAAAUCAUUAAAAAUGUUUACAAAGUAACAGAAACCAGGCCAGGCGCGGUCGCUCACACCUGUAAU